AUUUAGAUGAAUUGCUGGGUGUCAAUAAUGUUCUUUAUCAAUUAGAUGGAGUAGGUUUUUCAUAAUUGAAGCAUCUCCACAUUCAGAAUAAUUCCUCCUUUCAAUGUAUUGUUGACCCAAUGGACCGGGAACCCGGUCAUGCUUUUCCGCUCUUGGAGUCAUUGUCUCUUCAAAACUUGAUUAACUUGGAGAUGAUAUUUAAAGGUCAAUUCACUGUAGAGUCAUUUUGCAAUUUAAAAUUCAUAAAGGUGGAAAAGUGUGAUAAGUUGAAAAAUGACUUCUCAUUUUCUAUUGCUAGAGGGCUUCCACAACUUCAAACACUUGAAGUCAUUGAAUGCAGUAAUAUGGAAAUGAUUUUUUUUCCUAGAAAUGAAGAUGGCAUUGAAGAGAUUUAUGCCACUGAAAGUAAAGAUGACUUCGAAGAUAUUUAUGAUGAUGAUAGUGAAGAUGACAUCAACAACAAUGAAGUGAUCGAUAAGAUUGCAAUAGUUUGUAUACGCUCCUUGACUUUGAAAUCACUUCCAAUACUCAGAAGCUCUUGCUUGAAAGUAACAUGGUCUGAUAAAGUCGUUUUGGAGGAUGAGCUUGACUCAAACAUACCACUUUUUGGUGAAAGGGUCCUGUUUCCCAGGUUGGAGAUGUUGGAACUGGCUGAAAUUAAUGUUCAAAACAUUUGGCACAAUCAACUUCCAUCAACGUAUUCUUCCAUCCAAAAUUUAACACAUUUGAUCUUGCGGGGAUGUGGUAAAUUAAAAUAUAUCUUUGCAUCUUCAAUAUUUAGAAGCUUUGUGAAGCUCCAGCACCUUGAGAUAAGCCAUUGUGCAGUUCUGGAAGAGGUAAUAAUCAUGGAAGAGUUAAGAGAAGAAGAAAGGAAGGGCACAAUCUUAAGGAAUGACAAAAUCUUCCCUCGUUUAGAAUGCCUGGUGCUAAAGGACCUUGAAAAACUCACAAGAUUUUGCUCAGAAAAUUACAUUGAAUUUCCAUCCUGAAACAGUUGGAGAUAGAGCAAG
This is a messenger RNA of Pistacia vera, 1010 nucleotides long. RefSeq lists its product as uncharacterized. Bases 120 to 989 code for a protein of 289 amino acids. NCBI's taxonomy places the organism in Eukaryota, Viridiplantae, Streptophyta, Magnoliopsida, Sapindales, Anacardiaceae. The transcript is spliced from 2 exons. The record is from RefSeq and is a predicted model, not a curated record.